This is a messenger RNA of Sordaria macrospora k-hell, 519 nucleotides long. RefSeq lists its product as uncharacterized. Gene Ontology annotation, cellular component: cytoplasm; nucleus. The record is from RefSeq and is a predicted model, not a curated record. Gene Ontology annotation, molecular function: protein tyrosine phosphatase activity. Lineage: Eukaryota; Fungi; Ascomycota; Sordariomycetes; Sordariales; Sordariaceae.
AUGACGAUACACGUUCACGAACAUUGCUUGCGCAUGGCUAGGCGCGAGGAUGGCACACCGUGGUGGGCAGCAUUCCCAGAGCCAACUUCGACGCCCGCCCAUAUCGAGCCGCAGACCGUGCUUGAACUUCUUGAACAGCAAGAACAUGUCGACCACCAACCGCAACCGCAGAAAUUCUUGCUCGUCGAUUGUCGCCGGACAGACUGCACGGGUGGAACUGUCAGCUCGUCAAUCAACCUACCCGCCCAUAGCUUCUACCCCACGCGCAAGAGCUUGUACGCGUUGUGCAAACAGGCCGGGAUCCAAAAGGUGAUCUUCUAUUGUGGCUCCUCCGCCGGUCGGGGUCCUCGAUGUGCCGCCUGGAUGCAAGACUAUAUCGACGAAGCAGGCGGCGAUCUUCAGUCGCAGGUAAUGACGGGCGGGAUUCGAGGCUGGGUGCGGAUGUACGGCGACCGCAUGAUGGACGGUUAUGACGAGAAGACGUGGAAGCAGCUGUUGUCGGAGACGGGCCGUACGUAA